CAACAGCCCAGCACGAGAGCAUGUUAGGGAGUAGGGAGUAGGGAUCGUCCUCAUGCGCAGGCCGCCGGCGAUCCAGCCGGUACCUUUAGUUCAAAUCUAAACGGUGACAGGUCGAGACGCCCGCGUGACUGUGCUCGAUUUUGGGCGCGCGUCGCGACAAGACAAAAACCCGUAACGAAUCUUGCUAAGUUUUGCAUAAUGGAUAACCAGGCUGAAGGAGACUCGAGGAUCGACCGAUGAGAAAGAAACGCGCGUUCGAUCGACAAGGACCGUAUGUGCAAGACUUCUGGAAUCGUUUUUGUUUUUCGGCUCCAACGAUCGUUUCCGUUCUCCCCGUGUCGUGCUUUUUUCCUCUCCUGGACCUAGCUGCCUUGGCGACAACGCUUUUUUUCCCUUUGCUGCAUUCAAGUAAACGCUCAUUGCAUUGUCGCGACGCGUGCGCCCAAACAUUCUCUUCUCUAUUUAACUAAAGACUCUGUAAGGAAUAAUGUUCUUUUGCACCGUCGUUCGUCGAUAGUUCUCACGUGUCAAUAAAUCUGGUUUAACAAGACAUCCAUUAUACAAUAAGUACGUCACAUCGCUGGUGAAUAAAUACGGAACUAAAAGAAAGAAGUGUAUUGUUACUUUAUGAAAAUUAGACAAAAGGGAAGAGAGAGGGAGAGAGAGAAAGAGAUAGUGUGUGUAAUCAAGACGAAGCGAGAUAGAAAGGCAUACGAAGUUCUUAUGUUUUCGCAAGUCUUGUGGCAGUCGUGUGCUGAUCUUUAUAUAUUGUAAAUAGCAACGAGUCGUGAACGACUGAUAGACAAAGUUCUAUCAAACAUUGAAAAAGCGAUCGAACAUGCUUUUCGCGUUAAAAAUCGAACUGAUUUAGUGGGGGGCCAGGGGUUCAAUAUUUACCAAAAAUACACAAAAUAUUGACGAUAUAUUAACGGAGAGUUUUGACGAUGGUUUGUGUUGUCGGUACUGUGAGUAGUACGUAAAGUACUGAAGGAGAGGUAGAAAGGGAGAUAGUAUUGUUGAGAGGCUGUGGAGUUCGAGUUUUCGGGACUGGAUCCGUCGAAAACCAUUCAGAACCCUCUGACCGCGAGUUUUCUUGGAAGACUAUCCGUGAGAAUGGAUGUAGUGUCGAGUGGACUGCUCAUGCCAGCGAAGGUCGUGGAUAUUGCUACCUACCACUCGUCUUUUUAUUCUCCGCCACCCACCGAAGCAUCGCGCUCUGGUUACGAUUCUAGUAGUGGUGGAGAGUCUGACAACGAGUACAAUGUCAUUGCUUGUCGUGGAGCCAGCAAUCAGUCCCAGAAUCCAAACACAACAAAUGCGAGCAGUAAUGGUCAAGGAAAACACAUAAACAAAGGAAGGUGGACCAAAGAGGAGGACGGUCUGUUGAAGCAGCUAGUAAGCAACGCCGAACAACUUGGGACCGGACUUCGAUGGGAUGUCAUAGCUGGCCACUUCCCCGACAGAAGUGACGUUCAGUGUCAGCAAAGAUGGGCGAAGGUCGUGAAUCCGGAAUUGGUCAAAGGACCAUGGACGAAAGAGGAGGACGAAAAAGUAGUAGAAUUAGUGGAACGAUAUGGACCGAAGAAGUGGACAUUAAUUGCCCGACAUCUAAAGGGCCGUAUCGGUAAACAGUGUCGGGAAAGAUGGCACAACCAUUUGAAUCCGGGCAUCAAGAAAACAGCGUGGACAGAGGCGGAGGAUAGGAUCAUUGUGGAAGCUCACCGCAGAGUGGGAAACCAAUGGGCGAAAAUAGCAAAACUACUGCCGGGCAGGACGGAUAAUGCUAUAAAAAAUCAUUGGAAUAGCACUAUGAGGAGGAAAUACGAAACUGAAGAUGGUGGUAGACCCACUAGCACAAGAGGAAGAGGUAGGAGAAAAGCUACAGAGUCGUCGGUGCACUCUAAAGAAGCAGAGGAGGAAAUCUCAAGUCAUGGUCGUCUGAAGGUAGAUUCAACGAACAACGAAAACUCCACAACUGUGUCCACUAUGCAGCAGCAUACUCUGGGUAUCGAUCAGCUGGACUGGAGUAGGGCUUGGGAUAAUCAACAAAAUAACCAGACGUUCCAAGGUCUUCUGAAUCUGAAUGAACGGCCGCACAAUAACGAAUCUCGAGUAGAUACCCCUUCAAAAAGAGGAAGUUCUUCUCGAGUCAAGACUGAACAAAUUUCACCUUUUACAAAGUAUUUUGAUAUGCAAAUACAAGGUGAAGCGACAAGUUCAAAGAAUUCAGAGAUUAGACUAAUGCCCAUGCCAGAUCUGGAGGAAAUGCCAGAAGCCAUAGCGGAAAAAGAAAGGAGCAGUCCACCCCCUAUUCUCCGUCGACGUAGAAAUACUCAGGCCCUUCAGCAGAGGACGGAAAUACCUGAGAAUAUGAACCAGACUGAUUACUUGUUAAUAAGCCAACAACAGCAACAGUCUGGCGUUACCACUCCAUCCACGCCCAUCAAACAAUUGCCAUUCAGCCCGUCACAGUUCUUGAACAGCCUGAGUCCUGAAACCUCCCCCUGGCCACGGGCAAGUACCCCUAAAGGUAAUAGCCCUGGUCCACUCACCACACCACAACCCACUGGUCUUCGACGAAGUCAGAAUGAUGGGAACACACCGAGAACGCCAACACCGUUCAAAAACGCGUUAGCAGAAUUAGAACGGCGCAGCGGCGCGACUACUCAGUUACCUGCCACCCCAAGUCGUCUGGAUGCUCUAACGGAAAUCAUCAAACAAGAAACCGACCGUGAAAGUCUAGCAGGGACUAGCACCAUCCUUCAAGACUCUGGUUACAGCACGAUUAGACGGCGGGGUAAAGAAAAUAGCGCUCCUGGUGGAAAGAGAGCGCGUAAAGCUCUCUGUCAAGCCUGGGCAAAUGCUUCCCAGGAUAAUUCCGAAAUAAGUUUCGUUGUAGAAACACCGAGUAAAAGUUUGGACACAUCGGUAUUAUUUUCACCAGCAUCCAUGGCAUUGGAGGAUAGUUUCUUAACAGCAGGAACUAGCCCCGUAAAGACUUCCCACGACUUUGUGUCCAUACAACGGAAGCCUAACGCCAAGAGAGCAAUCACGUUCGACGCGUUCGACAGUCCCUGUUGUAUUCUCAGCCCUCUACCGCUUAGGCCAGUCAAACGUGCCAAGCUACAAUUGGAGGCACAAUGGACAACAGUGGCAUGUGGACGCACGCGUGAUCAGCUGGAAAUGACGCGAGCCGCCCGACGAUUCCUCAGCAGCCAUGGAUACCUGCCAUUACGUCCUCGUUCUCUGAACUUUUAACAGCCUUUCUGCAGCCGCAGGGGCUCGGUCGCACUUCGUGGUACAAAAAACGCGACAUUGAACUAGUCGUAAUUAAAACUACACGGCGCUUCCGUUUAAGGAAUAUGGCCUUUUUCUAUCAAAACUGUCGAACGAGAUGAGAAAAUAGAAAAAACGUGGCGAAGGAAAAAUAAAUCUAUUAGAUAAUUUUUUUACAAGCUGAAUACGAAUGCUUCGCGUAUUGAAAUUACGUUUCAUAAUUAUCUUUUGUAAUGUAACCGCGGAUGUAAUAUUCUGAAAAUGCAUCUGAAAUUGCAUUUUGAAAGGAGAGGGAAUGUCACGCUUUACCAACACUUCUGUUUAUAGUUCAUUCUUAAACUCAAGAAUAAACUGCAAAAACAAAAGCAAAGCAAAAGACACUUCUGCCUUUUUUAUAGAUGAUAAAAUGUUGCUACUGUAGUGGCUUAUAAUUAAUAAACGUAAAAAGAAAUAA
Molecule: messenger RNA, 3730 nt
Organism: Bombus pyrosoma
Lineage: Eukaryota; Metazoa; Arthropoda; Insecta; Hymenoptera; Apidae
Gene: Myb
Product: transcriptional activator Myb
Exons: 10
Coding region: 1114-3258 (714 amino acids)
Biological process (GO): mitotic cell cycle; positive regulation of transcription by RNA polymerase II
Cellular component (GO): nucleus
Molecular function (GO): RNA polymerase II cis-regulatory region sequence-specific DNA binding; DNA-binding transcription factor activity, RNA polymerase II-specific
Source: RefSeq, a predicted model, not a curated record